This is a messenger RNA of Oncorhynchus mykiss (rainbow trout), 2501 nucleotides long. NCBI's taxonomy places the organism in Eukaryota, Metazoa, Chordata, Actinopteri, Salmoniformes, Salmonidae. The record is from RefSeq and is a predicted model, not a curated record.
GUGCACUCAAAGUCAAUGAUUCCAGAUAACAGCUCAUUUAAAACACUGUCCAGGGAGGGAACAGAUCAUGAUUGCUACAGUCCUGUUUUCAGCCUGUAUACUAGCCUGCUUUUGUGUUCAUGGCAACGAAAGGUGGCAGGAGUCCAACCAGCCUCAGAAUGAAGUGAAGGAGAAUCUAAAGGAGUUCCCUGCGACCACAAUACACCCUGUCUUUCACUGCCCAGACAUGAGCCCCUCUCCCACGGUUCCCACCUCAGUGGAGUUGGUGAAAGCUGCAGAUAUCAAAGUCAUAGCAGCUCUGGGGGACUCUCUAACGACAGCUAUUGCUGCCAAUGGCUCCACCAUUCUGUCAGUCCCUGUUGAAUAUCGGCAUGUUUCAUGGAGUAUUGGAGGUUAUGGAACUUAUCAAGAUGUCAUCACACUUGCAAACAUUUUCAAGCUGUUUAACCCCGAGCUGCUGGGUCCGGCUCCACGGUGGACGCUCCAUGGCUUCCCUACUAGCAUCAAUGAGACAGGAUUCAACUUUGCUGUGACAGGACACAACUCUCUGAAUGUCUCUGACCAGACCAGACAUAUGAUCGACACGUUUAGGUCCUACCCAGGUCUGAACUACAAAGAAGAUUGGAAGCUGGUGACAGUCCUUAUUGGAAUGAAUGACAUCUGUGAUUAUUGUAAAAACAAAACUCUCUUCUCAGCGGACAACUUCAUCUACUACAUGACAGAGAUGCUUGACACAAUGAUGAAUGAGGUCCCUAGGAUGAUAGUGAACAUCGUUCAGAUCCUUCCCAUGGAGACUCUCAGAGAAGUUCAGAGGCCCUCCAUCGGCUGUGAACUCCAAAAGUGUGUGUUGAUACAGCCCUCUAUCCAAGGGGUGGGCAACUCCAGUCCUCAAGGGCCUGAUUGGGGCCCACCCCUGCUCUCUCCCAGCAUGCAGCCUUGGAGGCUGGAGAAGCUUCUGGAAAGCGACCGCUUCUUCAAAGAGGACUUUGCUGUGGUUCUGCAGCCCUAUCUUCAAAACGCCCAGCCACCAAGACUGCCUGAUGGACAAAUAGAUCUCAGCUUUUUCACCGCAGACUGUUUCCACUUCAGAGUGAAGGGCCACGAGGAGCUGGCCAAGGGUUUAUGGAACAACAUGUUCCAACCGGAGGGACAAAAAGAGUUGGUGUACACAUUCUCAAACCCUGUCAAACUCAUCUGCCCACCCAAGGACCAUCCUUACAUCUACACAAGACCCAGAGCUGUGUCUGCAGGACCACCACUGACCCUCCACAUGCCCAUGGUCAUCUCCCUUCUACUCCUUACAAUGUCUGCAAUCUACUGAUCUACAUGACUGUUUCCAAUGGGCUGAUAAUCUACAUGACUGUUUCCAAUGGGCUGAUAAUCUACAUGACUGUUUCCAAUGGGCUGAUAAUCCACAUGACUGUUUCCAAUGGGCUGAUAAUCCACAUGACUGUUUCCAAUGGGAACAAAGUGAGACAGGGAACAAAGUGAGGAGCAGACAGAUAUAGAGGGGUAAUCAGGGCGUAAUCAGAGGGGUAAUCAACAAAGUAAUGGAGUCCAAUAUUGCGCAGCUGCACGUAAUGAUGGUGACAGGUGUGUGUAAUUAAGGGCAGCCUGGCACCCUUGAGCGCCAGAGAGGGGGAGCGGGAGCAAGUGUGACACAGAUCAGCUUUGCAAUAAAUAACUUCAGCCAGACCCCCUUUCACUCGCAGAGGGGAACUGGUGGGGGGUUGACAGCUCACACCUUGUUGUAAAUCAAAGACAAGAACAUUCAACUAUCUCCCUCUUCAAAUUCACCAGAGGAAUGGAAUGUGCCUUUGUCUACACAGACAUUUUCCCGCCAAAACUUGAAAACGUUCUAAAGCGAAUACUGGAACAUUAUUUCUAACAGAACGUGGUGUCAGAGGCGAUCUAAAGAAUAAUAAUGUGAUUUGGUUGUUAUUUUGUGAUGUCAUUAAAAAUAUUAUAGAGGAAAUACUGUAAAUUGAAAAGUAUACACAGUACAUGUAUGAAGUUUCCAUCCUCUAUGUUGUGUACUAAAUAUGAACAAUUCUGAAAGUGUUUUUGCUAAGAGAGGGAUGUGACUGGUAGUGUAUUGUAGUCCUUCCUGUGCAUGGACAAAAUACAAAAUUAGGCCUUACUGUUGAAUUCAGUCUACAUUAAUUAAGUAGCAAAUGACGUUAUACACCAAUAGAGCUGUAGGCAGGAUUAUCGUUGAGACUAUGUCUGUGUGUUUCCUUUUGACCCAGAAAGCAGGGAAAGAUUGACUCCGGUGUUGUAUACCUGACAAAGGGUCAGAGUGUGUAGGAUGAAUUAUUACGUUUCCAGAGCUAGGACAUGAGAAAAUAUAUUUGUCAAGUAGUCUCAGCGAGUAUUAAUUUCUAGAGCUAGGACAAAAGGGUCAGCCGAUUUAAGGAAAUUUGAGAAAUAUAUUUGUUCACUUUAUCGUUUACACCUUCUGUAUCCUGUGCAUGUGACAAAUAAACUUUGAUUUUAUUUGA